This is a messenger RNA of Ascochyta rabiei, 2481 nucleotides long. RefSeq names its product CorA metal ion transporter. Gene Ontology annotation, biological process: intracellular magnesium ion homeostasis; magnesium ion transmembrane transport. Gene Ontology annotation, molecular function: magnesium ion transmembrane transporter activity. The coding region runs from base 1 to 2481 and encodes 826 amino acids. Gene Ontology annotation, cellular component: plasma membrane. The transcript is spliced from 2 exons. Lineage: Eukaryota; Fungi; Ascomycota; Dothideomycetes; Pleosporales; Didymellaceae. The record is from RefSeq and is a predicted model, not a curated record.
AUGGCGAGUGAUCCACCGCGCCCGGCCGGGCCCACGCCACUGAUCGCCGUGUCUGGCGGUGCGUCCACCUCGCAGCAGCAGGCGGCGGGCUCCUCGUCUGCAGUCGGGAAGAAGAAGAAGACGCACCGCGGCGGCAAGAAGAGGCGCAACCGUCGCCAGUCGUUCGCCGCGACGGCAGACAUGGGCCACGGCGACGCCAGCAAUGACCGCCCAUCGCUCGAGGACAUUGCCGGCCAUGGCAACUCUCGGGGCAGCACCAGCUUCUACGGGCUCUCACGCAACCUCAGCACCACCAGCCUGGAGAGCGAGGCGCUCCUCGACCACCGCGACCACCAGCCCGCAAGGACGCGCCGACAGAGCAUACCCGCUACCUCCAUGUAUGCGCCACGAGCAAGCCAGCAGCUCAACAACUCGCCCGGCCGUCUCAAUGUGCCCUCUUCGUACGGCAAGUCGAGGCUCUCGCACACGCCCGUGGCCAGCUACAGCGACCACGACGACGCCGAUGACGCCGACGACCGAACUCCCUUGAUGAUGGGCUCUCCUCGAGACAACAGGAAGGGGAACAACUACGGUACAGGCGCGCCAGGCGUGACGCCCAAGAAGAGGAGGACCAGCACAGCAAGCGGCAAGCAGCGCCCUGCCAUGUUCGGUCAUCACUCGCAGUCCAACCUCAACGACGGCUACGAUGUCAACAACCCGCCCUCUGUGCCUGCAAGCCCUGUGUUCGAGGCCAACCCUGGCCUUGACGACGUUGCGCUUCCAAUUGACCUGGAGCACUCUCCUGACCCAGGCAGAUCUCGCGAUGCUCUGAUCGACAUUGACGAGCCAAGUGGAGGAUCCAACCCAGGCUCUCCUAAGCAGGGCGACUUCCACCGCCGUAUGACCCAGUCUUUCGCCGCAGACGACGAUGUGUGCUUCCCGCACGACGCCAUGUCCGAGCUGGGGCAGCAAGACUACCUCAACGACCCCACAGGAGAGCCUACCAGUCGCCGCCGCCGCCGCCGUUGGCCUGAUCUUGACGUGCUGGCAUCCUGGUCGCACGAAGAGAAGGAGCAGCGAACCAUGGAGGGCAUUCGUCUCCGCAAAGUCAGCGAACCGCUCAUGGUCGACGGCCGACUGCGCCCACGCCAGCGCAACUGGCACCGCGAGGCCGACGAUGCUCCGUUCCGCUUCACCUACUUCAACGAGACGUUUGACAACACCAUCCAUAGCCAGACUAUCAGUGAGCUCCUGCAACCUGGACAGUCCUUCAGAGACCUUUUUGUGCCGGAACCCGUCAUCAUUGAAGACAGCAGUGACGACGAUUCGGACGCGGAGGACAUGCCGCGCGCAAGCGCAAACACGAAUGGCAACUCCACGACCACGACACGGUCCCCGUCCAACACAAACGACAAGGUGUCCUCUGGUGAACAGACGCGUACGAGCACCCCGCGCCUACAAGCCGAAGAGCCCAAAGCCAAGGGUGACGGCCAACAGAAGCGUUAUGGCCCACGACCGGCGUGGUGGCUUGAUGUCAUGUCGCCCACCGAGACGGAGAUGAAGGUCAUCUCGAAGACCUUUGGCAUCCACCCACUGACGUCUGAAGAUAUCUUGAUGCAGGAGCAGCGUGAAAAGGUGGAGCUGUUCAAGCACUAUUACUUCAUCAACUACCGUACCUUUGAACAAGAUCAAAGCAGCGAGGACUACCUGGAGCCUGUCAACCUGUACAUUGUGGUCUUCCGAGAAGGUGUGAUCAGUUUCCACUUCUCCAUGACGCCACACCCGGCCAAUGUACGCCGUCGCAUUCGACAGUUGUCCGAUUACCUGGUACUCUCGCCUGAUUGGAUCUCAUAUGCCAUGAUUGACGACAUCACCGACGCAUACGCGCCCAUGAUCCAGAGCAUCGAGGAGGAAGUUGACGACAUUGAUGAAGCUAUCCUGCGCCUCCACAACGCCGACGAUGAGGACAAUUCUGAUUCAGACGAGUACGAUGAGAAGCAAAGCAAGGAGAGGAGUGGGCGUGAUAUGCUGCGUCGUGUCGGCGAGUGCAGGAAGAAGGUUAUGAGUCUGUACCGUCUGCUGGGUAACAAGGCCGAUGUCAUCAAGGGCUUCGCAAAGCGGUGUAACGAGCACUGGGACAUUGCGCCUCGUAACGAGAUCGGCAUGUACCUGGGCGAUAUCCAGGAUCACAUCGUCACCAUGACGGGCAACCUGAGUCAUUACGAGAACCUUCUGUCUCGCGCGCACAGCAACUACCUUGCGCAGAUCAACAUCCGCAUGAACGAGCGCCAAGAACAGACAUCAGAUAUCCUCGGCAAGCUGACCGUUCUGGGUACCAUUGUUCUGCCUAUGAACGUCGUCACCGGUAUCUGGGGUAUGAACUGUAUCGUUCCUGGCCAGGAUGUCGAAAAUCUCAACUGGUUCUUUGGCAUUACCGGAGGUCUUCUUGGCUUCGGUCUGCUUUGUUAUAUGAUCGCAAAGAGGGUGUAUGGUAUUGUCUGA